Molecule: messenger RNA, 2400 nt
Organism: Anopheles nili
Lineage: Eukaryota; Metazoa; Arthropoda; Insecta; Diptera; Culicidae
Gene: BicD
Product: protein bicaudal D
Exons: 11
Coding region: 1-2400 (799 amino acids)
Biological process (GO): protein localization to organelle; regulation of microtubule cytoskeleton organization; microtubule anchoring at microtubule organizing center
Cellular component (GO): cytosol; Golgi apparatus
Molecular function (GO): dynactin binding; cytoskeletal adaptor activity; dynein complex binding
Source: RefSeq, a predicted model, not a curated record
AUGAGCAGCAGCACAUCAAACACGUCCGCGCAUAGGGAACUAGAAAACCUACGGUCCGAAAUCGAGCGCCUAACGCGGGAGCUAGACCAGGUGAGCAGCGAAAAUAUUCAAUCUGCCAAGUAUGGACUGGGAUUGCUGGAGGAAAAACAAAACCUGCAAGUAAAAUGUGAAGAGCUGGAGGCGCUAUACGAAAACACCAAACACGAGCUCGACAUUACACAAGAGGCAUUACAAAAAUUCCAAAAAACCCAACAAGUCACCACAAAGUCGGGAAUCGAGCAGGAAGAUGCUCUGCUUAACGAAUCCGCUGCGAUGGAAACAUCACUUAACUUGCUGAUUGUAGAAUUGGAAAAUGAAACCAAGCAACUGCGUCACGAGCUAGACCGGGUAACAAGCGAGCGAGAUCGCAUGCUGCAAGAAAAUGCCGAAAUCGGUCGAGACAAAUCCGGCACCGAAGCGGAACGAGCACGUCUUAAGGCGGAACUCAAAGAUAUGAAAUAUCGUGAAGCUCGUAUGCUGGCUGAUUAUUCGGAGCUAGAGGAAGAAAAUAUUUCCCUCCAGAAACAAGUGUCCAGUUUGAGGAGCUCGCAGGUGGAAUUCGAAGGCGCAAAGCACGAGAUCCGCAGACUUACAGAAGAAAUUGAGCUUCUAAACUCACAGGUGGAAGAAUUGGCUAGUCUUAAGAAAAUAGCUGAAAAGCAGAUGGAAGAUGCCUUGACUGCAUUGCAAGUUGAACGAGAGAAUAGAUACGCUUUGAAGAAAGAGCUUGAUACACAUAUCAACCGUGAAUCAAUGUACAAUAUAAGUAAUCUGGCAUAUAGUAUACGUAGUAUGGAAGAAAAUGCCCUGAAUAGCAGCGAUUGCGAAGAGGAAAAUUCCACUUUGAAGCAAUUCGAGGCUACCCUAGAGGCAGAAACGGCAGAUCUCAAAUCUCCGGAUGGCGCGAAGGGAGAUCUUUUCUCAGAGAUCCAUUUGAACGAACUUAAAAAACUCGAAAAACAGCUCGAAAUUAUGGAAACUGAAAAACUAUGCCUGACCGCCAAUCUACGCGAUGCCCAACAGAAUCUUGACAAAAGCCAAAACGAUCUGCAGAACUUCAUGGCAAAACUUCUGCUAUUGGCAGCUCAUGUGGACGCACUUCAUACGUUGAAGAAACAGAUUCAAAUGGAUGAGAGUAUAACCGUCACGUCUGCAAAGGAUAAGGAUGUGAAUGAUAAGUGCAAUGAAGCUAUCAUGCAGUAUUCGGCAUGGUUCCAACUUAGUUCGAAGGAGAUUGACACGCUAAAGUCUGAUCUUGCAGAAUUACAGAAAGGUCUUAAUUGUUCGGAUGCAAUGACCGUGCUACGCAAUGAAAUAACAAACCUUAAGAACAAGUUGUUAUCUGUGGAACAGAAGUCGCUAGACCUGCAUAGUGACAUUCAAGUCCUUACGACACUUUCGCAAACUGCCGGACAGAGCUUGAACACCACCCGAAGCAAUCUGGUAACCUUGAGCGAUGAUCUGGCGCAGUUGUACCAUUUGGUAUGUACCGUGAACGGAGAAACACCAAACCGCGUGUUGUUAGAUCAUAAAAACGAUGACUUGAGUUUUGAAAACGACUCAUUGACGGCUAUUCAGUCUCAGCUGAAAUCUGACAUACUCACCUCUAAGCCGCACGUUUUCGAAGAUCUUCAGGCACUGAGCGAUGCGGUAGAGGUACGCAAAUACGUUGACACUGUGAGUGAUCAAAUCCGAUACCUCAAAACCGCCGUCGAGCAUACGAUCGAGCUCAACAAGGAUAAGGUGGUGACCGAUUCGUCUGCCGCGUCGUCAUCAGGCGAUGUGAAAGAGGCGAAGGAAGAAAUUGCAGAUCUGCAUGAGCAAAUCAUCAAACUGCGCAGCUUAUUGUCGACUAAACGGGAGCAAAUCGCAACCCUGCGCACAGUGCUCAAGUCAAACAAGAAUACUGCUGAGGUUGCCCUCACGAAUCUGAAAUCGAAGUAUGAAAACGAGAAGUUGGUCGUCAGCGAUACAAUGUCGAAGCUGCGAAACGAGCUGCGCAUCCUAAAAGAAGACGCCGCUACGUUUUCGAGUCUGCGGGCAAUGUUUGCCGCUCGCUGCGAAGAGUACGUCACUCAGGUUGACGAACUAACUCAUCAGCUCGGAGCUGCUGAAGAGGAGAAGAAGACUUUGAAUCAGCUACUGCGUUUGGCGGUGCAACAGAAGUUAAGUCUCACGCAGAAGCUGGAGGAGUUGGAAAUGGAUCGUGAAAUGCGUGUGCGCCGACCAGCAGUUUCGCAACGAGGUGGAGGAGGCGGUGGUGGUAAAUCUGCCUUCUCUCGCGGUCAGCCAGCCCGAAAUAGCCUUCAAAAUCCGAACAGUAACAGCAAUAGUAACAAUCCGAACCAGGCUUUCUUCUAA